AGUUACAUUUCUGUUCUGCCCUAAAGAGAGGGUGCUUUGUUUGUGGGAGUUUUUCUUCUAUUACAAGGGAGAUCGAAUCCAUUAUUGUCAAAGGCAUUCUCAUUCUUUUGCCCAAAAAAAAAAUAAUAAUAAUAGCAUUGUUAUUGUCUUCUUAGGUUUGGUUUGAUGGAUUUUAAAAUCAGGGAAUUCAAAAAAUCAAUACAAUUUGAUUGGAGAUUGAAUUAAUUCAAAAAAAAUUGGCAAUAAGCAAGAAUAAAGUAAGAAUAAAAAGUUUGGAGCAAGGAAUCAUCACUGUGUUGGAGAUUGAAUUAAUUAAGCAAGGAAGACUUUUCUGAGCUGUCUCUAUUUGUAGAUUCCCUCUCUUCCACACGUAUUCUUCCAUUCUCUUUAUCCCAUGCACUCAUAUAAGAACUUCACUUCCCAUGCUUCAGCUCUCCAUGCAAACACAAAGCUUUGGAAGUGUAAUUCAGAUGGCUCGAAAUCUCAGUUUACAAGGAGCUUUCCUGUUCAUUUUCUUUAUCAUUGCAUCAGCACAAAAUACUUCCACAACUACAAAAACCUUCACCUUGUUCAACAACUGCAAAGGGACAAUAUGGCCUGCAAUUAUUACAAAAGGUGACAACAAUCGUGGCGAUGGUUUUGUCCUGAAGCCAGCCCAAACAGCCUCCUACACUGCCUCAAGUGGCUGGAGCGGCCGGAUAUGGGCUCGAACUGGUUGCAAUUUCAACAACAAUGGUGUUGGAUCAUGUCAAACAGGCAGCUGUGGAACCUCUCUAAAUUGUUCAGGCCCAAGUAGCCCACCCAACACAAUUGCCGAAUUUACCCUUGGAGAUACCGAUUUUUACGAUGUUAGCCUUGUGGAUGGUUUUAAUUUACCUAUUGGAAUUUUACCCCUUAAUGGCAAAGGAAAUUGUAGCAAUGCAGGCUGUGAAUCAGAUCUCCGGGGUAGUUGCCCGUCAGAGCUCUCCGUUAAGUCCAACGGGCAGGUCGUUGCUUGCCGGAGCGCCUGCGAUGUGUUUAACACCGAUGAGUACUGCUGUAGAGGAGCAUAUAGUGAGCCAGUGGCAUGUGUGUCAUCAAAUUAUUCCAAAGUUUUUAAGCAAGCUUGCCCUGCAGCAUCUAGCUAUGCAUUUGAUAAAGAUUCAACAAGUAUUAUAACUUGUUCUGCAUCAGAUUAUGCUGUCACCUUCUGUGCAUCAAGGAAUCAAGCUUUAUGCAGUUACCAUGAUAACAAGGUAGUAUGCAAUAAAGCAAAUGGCUCAAAAGCACUACUACCCAAUGGAUGGUGGAAUCUGAUGGUGAUAUUGCCUUUGCUAUUUAUUUUGCAAAUCAAGAUUUAGCAAUAUAGACAAAUUUGUUCUAUAUAGAUAUGUAAUAUAAAUGUAUAGAGAUUUAUAUAGACUCUACUAUUAUUUUACGUUAUAAAUUCAUGUCUGAUGUGUAAAUUAAUUUUUGAAUUGAAAUAAUAUUUUAUUUUUACUCGUA
Messenger RNA from Manihot esculenta (cassava), 1485 nucleotides. RefSeq names its product pathogenesis-related thaumatin-like protein 3.5. The transcript has 3 exons. Lineage: Eukaryota; Viridiplantae; Streptophyta; Magnoliopsida; Malpighiales; Euphorbiaceae. Bases 423 to 1340 code for a protein of 305 amino acids. Gene Ontology annotation, biological process: defense response. The record is from RefSeq and is a predicted model, not a curated record. Gene Ontology annotation, cellular component: extracellular region.